UUCCACCGUUCCCCGUAUUAUUUUCCUUACUCUAUUCCAAAAAAAGUAAAAAAAAAAUCUAUGUAACCCAACUACAUUUAUUUGUUUUUCAAAAUAUAUCUUUAAUUGAUUCACAAGGGUAAAAACAAUGUCACCCAGAUCACCUCUAAGAAAUGCAGCUUUGGUAUGCAAUGUUGCUAUUUGGCUGCUCAUCUUGAUUUGCAGAGAAGGUAGAUUGGUAAAAGCACAAUCAACAGUUUCAUACAAGGGAUGGAAUUGCAGGAAACACAGUGCAUUUGUAACUGAAUAUGGAGCCAAAGGAGAUGGAAAGACGCUUAAUACCAAGGCAUUUGAGUCUGCAAUUCAAAACCUUUCCAAAUUUGCCGCUGAUGGUGGGGCUCAGCUUAUUGUUCCACCGGGAAAGUGGCUAACCGGUAGUAUCUCUCUUAUCAGCCACUUCACUCUUUACCUUCAUAAGGAUGCUGUUCUUCUUGCUUCCCAGGAUCAGAAAGACUUCCCAAUGCUUACACCAUUGCCAUCUUACGGUAAAGGAAGUGACGCCCCUGCUGGUCGUUAUCAAAGUCUUAUCUUUGGAACCAACCUUACUGAUGUGGUUGUUACAGGCGCGAAUGGGACACUUGAUGGGCAAGGUGAACCUUGGUGGACAAAAUAUAGGGCCAAGCAAAUAAAUGAGUCGAGGCCUAACUUGAUAGAGUUCGUGUACUCUAAUCAAGUCCAAAUCUCCGAUAUCACCUUGCUCAACUCUCCUAAUUGGAAUGUCCACCCUACUUAUUGCAAAGAUGUGAUAAUUAGUGGAUUGACCAUCCUUGCACCAACUCAUUCUGCGAACACAGAUGGUAUUGAUCCAGAUUCAUGCACAAAUGUCAAGAUUGAGAACAACUACAUAGUCUCAGGAGAUGACUGCAUAGCAAUCAAGAGUGGGUUGGAUGAGUAUGGAAUCACCUUCAACAUGCCAACAACGAACGUGAUCAUCCGCAACCUCACGUGCUUCUCUCCAACGAGUGCCACCAUUGCGCUCGGGAGUGAGAUGUCAGGCGGGAUCAGCAACGUACGGGCUGAGGACAUCACAGCCAUCAACACCGAGUCAGCAGUCCGAAUCAAGAGUUCUGCAGGACGGGGUGCUUUUGUCAAAGACAUCUAUGUAAGGAGAGUGACAAUGAAGACCAUGAAAUACGUUUUCUGGAUGACAGGGUACUAUAGCUCGCACGCUGACACAGGCUUUGACCCGAAGGCGCUACCCGCCAUCGACAACAUCAACUACAGGGAUAUGACAGCUGAGAACGUGACCAUGCCGGGUUAUUUGGAGGGGAUCGCGGGGGAUACUUACAAGGGGAUUUGUAUGUCAAAUGUUACAAUCGGGUUGGCCUCGGUACCUAACAAGAUGUUGUGGAACUGUACUAAUGUUGAAGGGGUUACUAGUCGGGUCACACCUCAGCCUUGUGCGUUGUUGAAGGAGGACGCCAAGGUUACGGAUUGCAAAUUCCCCGAGGAUAAGUUGCCAAUUGAUCAGGUGGUGCUGAAAGUUUGUGCAGCGCCUGUUCUGGCUUAAGUUUAUGUAGCAAUAUAGGGGAUGUGCUUUGUUUUGUUUUUGGUUGAUUUUAGCUUGGCUAAUAUGGCGUUUUCCAUGUAACGUGACUAACGCCUAUUUAAGUAUGUACUCGUAAUAAUAUUAGGAUUUGAACUCUUGAUCUCGAUGUCCCUCAUCGGUUUUUUGAGUGUGUAAUUUAAAUAUAAUGUGGUUGUUAAUCAAAAUUCUUGACUCCUUGAGUUCUA
Spinacia oleracea (spinach) is the source of this 1773-nucleotide messenger RNA. RefSeq names its product probable polygalacturonase. Gene Ontology annotation, biological process: carbohydrate metabolic process. The record is from RefSeq and is a predicted model, not a curated record. The coding region runs from base 128 to 1549 and encodes 473 amino acids. Lineage: Eukaryota; Viridiplantae; Streptophyta; Magnoliopsida; Caryophyllales; Amaranthaceae. The transcript has 6 exons. Gene Ontology annotation, molecular function: polygalacturonase activity.